UGAUAAGAUAUAUAAUGGGCACUGAAACAGACGUUAUUUCAUUCUCCUCCUGAUCAAAGAUGGAUCUGCAAAUCUCAGUUUUUCUUCUCUUCAUUCUUUUCACUGCAGGACACUCUCUCAGAUGUUAUGGGUGCAAGGGUCUGACAGGUUCUUGUGCAGAUAAAGAGGUAAAUACAUGUCCAAGUGGAUUUUCUCAGUGCAUGAGUUCAACAGUACUAAGAAAAGAUGGUUCAAAAGUGAAGCUUAGAAAUUGUGAUCCUGAUUGUCAAAGUGGGUCCAUCAACAUAGGCAGUGUACAGACGACUUUUUCCUGCUGUGACACAGACGAGUGUAACCUCCAAGAUGCUCCAGAUCCCAGCAGUAACAUUCCCAAUGGAAAGAAAUGUUACUAUUGUGAUGGACAGGAUGGACAGAACUGCACAAACACUGUGAGCUGUUCAGGAACUGAAGACCACUGCAUUCAUUUAAUAGAGACAUUUGGAGGCCGGUCAACUGUUUCAAAAGGCUGUGUAUCUAAAGCUAUGUGUGAUACCACAGCACCAGGUCCCCAUAGGGUUCUGAACGUCACAUGUUGUGAGGGGAACCUGUGUAACGGUGAUCAGAAUGUCACCCAGAGAUCCACAUAUAACGGUGUUCAGUGUGUCUCCCAGAGCUUCCUGUUCCUCUGCUGUUCUCUGCUCUCCUACUUCCUGCUGCACUGAAUCCAGCAGCUCUUCAUCCUACAAUCAGACACACUGUACUGAAUAUAGAGCUUGUAUUUUCUCUCUACUGUAUUUGGUGUUCUGAUGGGUUUUUUUUCCCCCCUGUUAAAUUCUGAUGAGACAUUUUAUGAGAUUACACUACAGAGAGCACAACAUCAAAUAAAGGCAUAAAAACUAAACCA
Megalobrama amblycephala (Wuchang bream) is the source of this 883-nucleotide messenger RNA. RefSeq names its product urokinase plasminogen activator surface receptor-like. The transcript has 5 exons. The coding region runs from base 60 to 701 and encodes 213 amino acids. The record is from RefSeq and is a predicted model, not a curated record. NCBI's taxonomy places the organism in Eukaryota, Metazoa, Chordata, Actinopteri, Cypriniformes, Xenocyprididae.